This is a messenger RNA of Camellia sinensis, 492 nucleotides long. NCBI's taxonomy places the organism in Eukaryota, Viridiplantae, Streptophyta, Magnoliopsida, Ericales, Theaceae. The record is from RefSeq and is a predicted model, not a curated record.
AUGAUUCAUUUAGAUCUGCCAGAAACAAAAAAUGUCUUCAUACAAGAAGCACUUAUUAAUGGGCAAAUUAUAUCUGUGGUGCCUACUACUUCAAAGCGUCUUGCAGAAAGGAAAGUUGAGAAAUUUGAGAAAAACAUCAGUAAGAGGGGAUUACCCAAGAAAGGAUACAACUACUCUGUUGAACUUAUUGUUCUUGGGCUUUUAGUUUUCGUGAUUGUCGGAUCAUACAUCUUUCAGAUGAUCAGGGCGGCUACAAGUGGUGAGAUAGCUUGAGUAAAUGAGAAAUGGGAAUGAAGUCUUAUGUAGACUCUUUUGGGUAGAUGGCUGAUUUAUGAAAUUACUAUGUAAGAAAAGAAAAUUUAGACUGCAAUAAUUAAUAAAAUAAAAUGCUUCUAUCUUACUCAAUCAUGUAUUUUAUGCUGAAUUUUCUGCAAGCUCGAAAAUUUCUGUGGUUUCACAAACUUGAGAUUAUUUUGUUAUCAGGAAAAAAAA